AUUUCUCUUCCCAGAUAAUCUCUUGGGAAUUUCCUGGGUUGACAGUUCCUGGAUUCCGAUAUUAAACAAUGGGAGUGUGUUGGACUAUUUCUCAGAGCGAAGUAACCCAUUCUAUGACCGAACGUGUAACAAUGAAGUUGUCAAAAUGCAGCGGAUGACCUUGGAUCAUUUGAACCAGAUGGUUGGAGUGGAGUACAUACUUCUUCAUGCUCAAGAGCCCAUUCUCUUCAUUAUCCGAAAGCAGCAAAGGCAAUCUCCAACACAAGCUAUUCCAUUGGCCGACUACUAUAUUAUUGCUGGAGUGAUUUAUCAGGCACCUGACUUAGGGUCUGUCAUUAACUCCAGAGUUCUCACUGCAGUGCAUGGAAUUCAGUCUGCUUUUGAAGAAGCUAUGUCCUACUGUCGCUAUCACCCGUCCAAGGGCUACUGGUGGCAUUUCAAAGACCAAGAAGAACGAGAGAAAACUAAACCGAAAGCCAAGAAGAAAGAAGAACCAAGUUCUAUUUUCCAAAGACAACGGGUAGAUGCAUUGCUUUUAGACCUAAGACAAAAGUUUCCACCCAGAUUUGUUCAGCAAAAGCCUGGAGAAAAGCCUAUCCCAGUGGAUCAAAUCAAGAAGGAACCAGAACCAGCCCCUGAAGCUGUCAAGCCAGAGGAAAAAGAGACUGUAAAGAAUGCUCAGCAGAGUGCUGGCACUAAAGGACCACCUGAAAAACGGAUGAGACUCCAGUGAAGGGAGAAGUUUUUACACAUCUGGAUUAGUCGGUACCUGGAAAACAGGAGAUUCUUUCUCCCCUUUCUUUAUAUUUAAGCUCUUCCACCAAGACUGACAGUGUGGGGACUGAAGUCCCUGUAACAGCUUUUUCUGUAGAAACUGGUCAUACAAAUGUUAAUGUUGGGAUAUGAGGUGCCUCAAAGGUGGUGUUUAUUUUGAAUGUUGGCUUCCAAGAAUGGUUUUUACAUGGGCAUAUUUUGCAGCCUCCUGAAAUCUUUACAAACUUGCAUCCAUUGUGUGUUGGUUUCCUAUGUAAAAAGGAAAAAACUUUUAUAUAAAAAGAAUAAUCUGAAUUCUUGGCAAAUAAAACUCCUGGCUGCUGGAA
Messenger RNA from Balearica regulorum gibbericeps (East African grey crowned-crane), 1100 nucleotides. NCBI's taxonomy places the organism in Eukaryota, Metazoa, Chordata, Aves, Gruiformes, Gruidae. The record is from RefSeq and is a predicted model, not a curated record.